Messenger RNA from Jatropha curcas, 1001 nucleotides. The record is from RefSeq and is a predicted model, not a curated record. NCBI's taxonomy places the organism in Eukaryota, Viridiplantae, Streptophyta, Magnoliopsida, Malpighiales, Euphorbiaceae.
UGAGAGAUGCUGAAAAAAUCUUGCAUUUCGUCCGACGUACACAAGCCAAUCAAAGCUGAAAAUGGCCAUGGGAGAGGAGAAGGUGAAAAGCGAAGCCUUGCAGGUAAUAGGAAUGUUUCAAAUCUUACCCAGAUUGGUCGUCUUCGAUCUCGAUUACACCCUCUGGCCUUUUUAUUGUGAAUGUCGCUCAAAACGUGAAAUGCCAUCUCUGUAUCCCCAUGCUAAAGGCAUAUUAUAUGCACUCAAAGAGAAGGGAAUUGAUGUAGCUAUUGCUUCACGAUCACCAACCCCGGAUAUUGCAAAGACAUUUCUUGAAAAGUUGAGCAUAAAAUCGAUGUUUGCAGCUCAGGAGAUAUUUUCCAGUUGGACUCACAAGACCGAACAUUUCCAGAGGAUUCAUUCAAGGACUGGUGUACCCUACAACUCAAUGCUGUUUUUUGAUGAUGAGGACAGAAACAUCCAAACGGUUUCAAAAAUGGGAGUAACGAGCAUUCUAGUUGGUAAGGGGGUCAAUCUUGGAGCAUUGAGACAGGGACAGGGGCUUACAGAAUUCACUCAAAAUGUCACUACAUCAGAGAAGAACAAGCAAAAAUGGCUGAAAUUUUCAAAAAAUUCAUCUGAGAAGAAAGAGAAAGAUUGAAAGAAUAAAGAUUUAAGACAUUGGAAGUAUAGGACUUUUUUCAACCAUAUUACGUUGUAUAUCAGAAUUUAUUGUACCAAAUAUACCUGCUUUUUUCAUCUGAUAUCACUCAUUCUCUUUUCCAGAUAGUAUCCCCAUACUCCCUAUACAUUUGUUUACAGUAUGCAUUUGAUUACACUUCAUAUGACUUACUAAACGGACUCUAGGGGGCUGAGAGCUUAUAUCUGAUAGCUGAUUUGCAUCCAACCGCUAGGCUUGAGGUGUUGGGUAAAGCUUUGAUAGUAGCCCCCAAUUACAAUUGGAUGCUAUUUGUUUUGUAUUUAUAUUAUAUUUCAGACUUUAUAUAAUUACUGAUAAAUCA